This is a messenger RNA of Melopsittacus undulatus (budgerigar), 1986 nucleotides long. RefSeq names its product eomesodermin (gene EOMES). Gene Ontology annotation, cellular component: nucleus. The record is from RefSeq and is a predicted model, not a curated record. Gene Ontology annotation, molecular function: RNA polymerase II cis-regulatory region sequence-specific DNA binding; DNA-binding transcription factor activity, RNA polymerase II-specific. Lineage: Eukaryota; Metazoa; Chordata; Aves; Psittaciformes; Psittaculidae. The coding region runs from base 1 to 1986 and encodes 661 amino acids. Gene Ontology annotation, biological process: regulation of transcription by RNA polymerase II; positive regulation of DNA-templated transcription; CD8-positive, alpha-beta T cell differentiation involved in immune response. The transcript has 6 exons.
AUGCAGCUGGGCGAGCCGCUGCUGGCGGCGGCAGCGGCGACCCUGCCGGGAGCUCCCUUCUACCCGCUGGAGGGCGGCGGGCGCGGUGGUGGGACCGGAGCCGGGACCGGGGCAGGCGGUGCGUCCCGCGGGGCUCCCCGGCCGGGCUCGCCACAACGACUCGACAUGGACAAGACUCCCAAGAAGUUCGGAGCGGCCCCCGCCAUGCUGGGCGAGGCGGAUGGGGGCGAGCCGCCCUUCGCCGCCCCGAAGCCGGACGGCCGCAAGGCCACCCCUUGUGGGGAGGAGGAGCUCCCCCCUGCCGCCGCCGGCCCCCGCUAUUCCAUGGACAGUCUCAGCCCCGAGCGCUACUACCUGCAGUCUCCCGGGCCUCCCGGGGCCGAGCUAGGGGGGCCCUGCGCCCUCUUCCCCUACCCGCCGGCGGCGCAGCACGGAGCCGUUUACCAGCCGCCCGGAGGGCCGCGCUACCCCUAUGGCUCUGUAUUGUCUUCGGGUGGUUUCGCCGGCACCGUCUGCCCUCCCGGCGGCCGGGCGCAAUUCGGCGGUGGCAGCGGGUACCAGUAUGGGCAGCCGGCGGCCGGCACACCACUGUACGGGCCUUACCCAGCAGCGUCGGGCUCCUGCGGCGGGCUUGGAGCUCUGGGGAUGCCGGCCGCCGGCCCUGGGCUGCGGGCACAGGUUUUCCUCUGCAACCGCCCCCUUUGGCUUAAGUUCCACCGGCACCAGACGGAGAUGAUCAUCACCAAGCAGGGCCGGAGGAUGUUUCCUUUCCUGAGCUUUAAUAUCACCGGCCUCAACCCCACGGCUCACUACAACGUCUUUGUGGAGGUGGUGUUGGCGGACCCCAACCACUGGCGUUUUCAGGGGGGCAAGUGGGUCACCUGCGGCAAAGCCGACAACAACAUGCAAGGUAACAAGGUGUACGUGCACCCCGAGUCGCCCAACACCGGGGCUCACUGGAUGAGACAGGAGAUCUCUUUCGGGAAGCUGAAGCUAACGAACAACAAAGGUGCUAACAACAACAACGCACAGAUGAUAGUACUGCAAUCUCUACACAAGUACCAGCCUCGGCUUCACAUUGUGGAAGUGACUGAAGAUGGUGUUGAAGAUGUGAAUGAUUCCUCAAAGACUCAAACAUUUAUUUUUCCUGAAACACAGUUCAUAGCAGUUACAGCGUAUCAAAACACUGAUAUUACCCAGCUCAAAAUCGACCAUAAUCCCUUUGCAAAAGGCUUCAGAGACAACUAUGACUCCAUGUACACAGCUUCAGAAAAUGACAGAUUAACUCCAUCUCCCACGGAUUCUCCUAGAUCCCACCAGAUUGUCCCUGGUACCCGGUACAGUGUGCAACCAUUCUUCCAAGAACAGUUUGUCAACAACCUGCCCCCAGCCAGGUUUUACAAUGGUGAGAGAACAGUCCCUCAGGCAAAUGGCUUGCUCUCACCGCAGCAGAAUGAAGAGGUGGCCAGCCCUCAGCGGUGGUUUGUUACACCCGUACAGCAGCCCGGUGCCAACAAGUUGGACAUGAACUCCUAUGAGACAGAGUAUUCUUCUAGCACCUUGCUCCCUUACAGCAUUAAAUCCCUUCCCCUUCAGACAUCCCAUGCUUUGGGAUACUACCCUGACCCGACAUUUCCAUCCAUGACAGGCUGGGGGAGCAGGGGAUCUUACCAGCGGAAAAUGACAACAGGAUUAUCCUGGACCUCCAGAACAAGUCCCCCAGGCUUCUCUGAAGACCAGCUUUCCAAGGAGAAGGUAAAAGAAGAACUCGGCUCAUCUUGGAUAGAGACUCCACCUUCCAUAAAGUCUCUAGAUUCAAAUGAUUCUGGAGUCUACAUUGGUGCUUGUAAGAGAAGACGACUCUCCCCUAGCACUUCCAGCAAUGAAAAUUCCCCGACUAUGAAAUGCGAGGACAUUAAUGCUGAGGACUAUAACAAAGACACUUCAAAAGGCAUGGGUUACUACUCAUUCUAUACUAGUUCUUAA